Molecule: messenger RNA, 1221 nt
Organism: Ornithodoros turicata
Lineage: Eukaryota; Metazoa; Arthropoda; Arachnida; Ixodida; Argasidae
Exons: 12
Coding region: 17-1210 (397 amino acids)
Source: RefSeq, a predicted model, not a curated record
CAUCGAGUCGACAAACAUGUCCUCAACGCCUGCUCGCGAUACGACGAUCUUAACCAUAAUUUUCCUUUUCGCAGUUGUGGGAGCUGUCCUUGUGUACUAUUUCAUUGGAGGACAUUCAGGCGCCGUCAAAGGCAAAGAAAACAACACGGAACCAGAAGGAGGAAAAACUCGCAGUUGUCCUUGUCCUGAAAAGACCCCAAGGACCGAUACUUCAAAAGGUGUUUGGGCUGUGAAAGAGAGCAACAACUCUGAUAUGCACGAAUGGAGGCCGUACCAAGUCUAUUUUGUGGGAGACGAAAACUACAAGCUGAUGCAAGAAUCCGGCGAGUUUAUUAAGUUUGCUGAGGGUCUGCUAGCACAAGCAACCAUCCGUAUGAACAACGUGGCGUUGCAGUGUCCGGCGAAGCUCCUUGUGGUGGGAACGACCGUAUUUACACAAGAACAAGAACAGAAGUACCUGCGGUCAGGUGCUGCAGCGCCCAACCUAACUGGAUUUCUCGCCGAAGAUGAAAUGGCAAGGACGGCGGACAUCGUAAUCGCUCUUUCCAGCGCUGAAGUCAAAGGCGUGGAUAUCAGCGAUGCCCAAGAAGAAAACUCCUUGUGCACAAAGGACAAGUUUAUAGUAGCCAACACCCUACCGUGGAAUUACUACAUGAUGGACGAGCGCAUUCUUACUGCUCUGAUUAGAUUAAUGGGAUUUCCCGGACACCCCUGUAUUGAACGACCACCAUCCUGCUGUGGAUUGAUGCAGGACUUGUAUAAAAAAGCUCUCGCUGGUGAGAAAGGGGCUCAGUGCUACAACACAAAUCUCACAUGCUGCCAUCCCACCACAUUUGAACUCUACAGAAUGAGUCCAAGCACACAAUGCAUAAUGAUGGCCGGAACGACGACUUAUUUCCAGGCUACAGAAGAAGGGGACCAGUGUUUCAUCAACUGUACAGCCUCCGGCGGUUACGAUCUUGUUGACGGCAGAGCCACCGAUUACAUUCUUCCCGAUGGUGCUUCAUGCAAGGACGACAGGCGAUUUCCGAACCACACUGGUUGUCUUGGGUCGGACAGCAAGGUGUGCCUGGAUGGCAGAUGCAGUCUUCCGUACGACGAGAUGAUGGAUACACUUUAUUCCAUUUGGAAUAUGAACAGUAGCGCCUCACUUCCCGCUUGUCAGUUACAGUUAGCAUCCCUACAGGUCCUACAAGAUAUACUUUUGUAAUAAACCCUGAU